This is a messenger RNA of Symbiodinium necroappetens, 600 nucleotides long. The record is from the annotation of a GenBank genome assembly. Lineage: Eukaryota; Dinophyceae; Suessiales; Symbiodiniaceae.
AUGGUGCACAUCCCCAUGGGAGAUCUUCUUCGGGCAAGGGCCAAGUUCCUCCCCGAGUUGGGCGAGUUCAUCUCGAACGGGUGGUUAGUUCCGGAUGAUGUGGUCGUCUCCGUGCUUAAGGAGCGGCUUGCGGACAGCGACUGUGCCUCCAGAGGUGUGCUACUGGAUGGCUUCCCAAGAACUCGAGCCCAGGCCGAGUCACUCCGGCGAGUCGGCGUGGAGAUUUCGGCCGUGCUGCACCUUCAGGUUGCAGACGACGUUGUGGUGGAUCGAAUCGCUGGGCGCCGGAUAGAUCCGUUGAGCGGCAAGAUCUACCAUGUCAAGGACAAUCCGCCGCCGCCCGAGAUUGCUGGCCGCGUGAUCCAGCGCGAGGACGACACCCCCGAGAAGAUCCGCAGGCGACUCGUAACCUAUCAUCAGGAGCGAGAUGCCAUUCUAGAUUUCUGCGGAGACCGCGUGAGAACAAUACACGUCGGCGACGGAAGUGGUGAGGCGUUGCCAUCAGAUGUGCGCCCGCUGCGUGUCUUCGACGAAGUAAGAAAGGCUGUCGAAGGCGACACGUACUGGGGCUCGGUCAUCCGCUCCGAGUUCAUAGCGAAG